AUGUCGAUUCCGGGAGCAAUGCCGGCAGACUCCACCGCCGUCGACUCGCCGGGUGCCCGCCUAACGGACCAGGGCUCCGGUGCGACAAUAGCAGCGCCCCUUUCGAGACGAGGCCGCGGGCCGGGACUGCUUCUCCUCGUCGAUGCGGGGCUCGACCUCGGAAAGCACGAGAAGACGUUGGAUCCGCCGCCGCUGCACAAAUGGGCCGAGGAGGGGUUCGCCGUCGCUCAGCUCGAGAUCGCCAGCUCGGCGGGACGCACCUCGGUGAGUGCCGAUCUCCGGGCUGCGAUCUCUGCGUUGUCGGCGUUGCCAUCGUGCGACCAAUCCGAGAGGAUGGGCAUCAUCACCUAUAUGUCUGCCGUGGGGGCCGCCGUGAUGGAGGCAAUUGAGAGUUGUGCAGAGAUCUGCGCUGUGGUCUACUACGGGGUCUCGCCCCCGAGCCUUGUUAGCGGCAAGCUUGCGUCGAUAGCGCACAUCGCCGGCGCUGGAAGCGGCGACGAGGUGAGCAGCGACGGCCAGAACGUGAAGUGCUACUACUACGCAGGCGCGGGGCCGCGGUUCGCCAUCCCGGCGCACGACCACUACCGCUCCGGGUCCGCCUCGCUGGCCCACACGAGGACGCUGUCGUUCCUGAAGCCGCUCGUCGGCGGGCCCUACUUCGACCUGGAGCGGAUCUGGGACGAGCACACGUACUGGGAAUUCGAGGCGCGGUCGGUCGAGGAGACGAUGGCGACGAUGGUCGAGGAGCCCUACGUCAACCACGUGCCGACCCUGACCGGAGGCGUCGGGCGUCGGGCGCUGACCGACUUCUACGCGAACCACUUCAUCUUCAGCAACCCGCCCGACACGGAACUCGAGCUCGUAAGCAGGACGGUGGGCAUCGACCGCGUCGUCGACGAGUUCCUCUUCAAGCUGACUCACGACCGCGUCAUCGAUUGGCUGGUUCCCGGCGUGCCGCCCACGGGCCGGUACAUAAAGGUCCCCUUCACGAGCAUAGUCAACAUACGCGGCGACCGCCUCUAUCACGAACACAUCAGUUGGGACCAAGCGACGCUACUCCGACAACUGGGCCUCCUCCCAGACUACCUCCCGUUCCCGUACCCCGUCUCCGGCGAGGCGGCAGCAAGCGCUGCUAGUUGGGAAUACCGUCUUCCGGUAGCAGGAGUCGAGAGCGCAGAGAAGCUUGCCAGCCAGAGCUCAGUGGUGUCGAACACGAUGCUGGGAUAUGGGUGCAGGGGGCCGAACGGGCCAAGCGAAUCCGGUUAGGUCGACGAUCGGAGGCCCAUGAGCGAUGAGUUAUUUAAAUGAAUACAGGGACCUAACCGUAUGUUCGGCGUACGCAGAGGAAUCGAUCGACUUUCAGAGGCAGUCUAUGCGAGGAGAGAGAUAAACUAGAUGAUGGAGAAGCCAAAGACACGCACGGUGCAUUGCGAGAAGUCUACGCACGGUGCUACACAUGUUGUCCAAUGCUUCGCUGCUGCCAAGCCGAUCCCCGGGUUUUGAGUCGAUGCUUCAAUUUCGGGCACGAUGCUCUCGGCAUUCCGAAUUCGACUUUUGCCCACGCGAGGUGAUGUGUAUGAACGCUGGUCAAUACCUUAAUGAAUCCUCAAUUCCCCCCUUGCUACCGCCCCUGAGCCCGCUAUUCGCAUCAUCAAUUGAUAAUCAAGCGACUGAUAUCGAUGGAGAAUUGACUGCUUAUACCUACCUAUACUUACUUGGCUGCCCACAUGUGUGCGGUGUGUGAAUACUUGACAGAGCUACACGAAUUCUAGACAGGAUUCUCUUCCUUGUCCACCUUCGUCUAUCCGACACAAGUUCCCUGACCGGCCACCGAAAAAGAAAAUAA
Messenger RNA from Durotheca rogersii, 1846 nucleotides. Its product is annotated as carboxymethylenebutenolidase. Lineage: Eukaryota; Fungi; Ascomycota; Sordariomycetes; Xylariales; Xylariaceae. Bases 1 to 1266 code for a protein of 421 amino acids. The record is from RefSeq and is a predicted model, not a curated record. Gene Ontology annotation, biological process: polyketide metabolic process. The transcript has 3 exons.